Molecule: messenger RNA, 621 nt
Organism: Monoraphidium neglectum
Lineage: Eukaryota; Viridiplantae; Chlorophyta; Chlorophyceae; Sphaeropleales; Selenastraceae
Exons: 5
Coding region: 1-621 (206 amino acids)
Molecular function (GO): beta-ureidopropionase activity
Source: RefSeq, a predicted model, not a curated record
AUGGAGGGCGACACGGGCCACCCCGUGUUUGAGACGGCCUACGGCCGCAUCGCCGUAAACAUCUGCUACGGCCGCCACCACCCCCUCAACUGGAUGGGCUUUGGCCUUAACGGCGCCGAGAUCGUGUUCAACCCCAGCGCCACCGUGGGGGAGCUGUCGGAGCCGAUGUGGCCGAUAGAGGCGCGCAACGCUGCGAUCGCAAACAGCUACUUUGUGGCGGCCAUCAACCGCGUCGGCACGGAGACGUUCCCCCGCGAGUUCACCAGCGGCGACGGCAAGCCCGCGCACAAGGCAAGAGCGCGCAUCAACACGCACGCUCGCGCGGCCGAGGACCGCUGCGGCCAACGACGGCCGGGGCGCGGGGCGACGCCCGCCUUGGAGCGGCCGACUGGCCGUCGCAGCGCGCGCUACGUCGCCGCCCCCGACGCCAGCCGCACGCCCUCCCUUGCGCGCGACAUGGACGGCCUCAUGGUGGCUGAUCUUGAUCUCAACCUCUGCAGGCAGUACAAGGAUAAGUGGGGGUUCCGCAUGACUGCGCGGUACGACAUGUACGCGAAGCUGCUGGGCAGCUACGUGCGGCACGACUUCCAGCCGCAGGUCAUCAAGGACCCCUCCCUCUGA